AUGCCCAGCACCCCAGUGCAUCUUGCCAGUGCACGCCCGUGCAUCCCACCAAUCGCGGUCCAAGUGCGCAUGUGCUCCAGCGACACGCGGUGCGUCUCUGCGUGCACUGCCGACCUGCCAGCGCCUCCAGCGCAUCAUCUGCCGCGUCCGCCCGCACCCUGCCGCCUGCUAGUACCCGAGACCAAACGAGGCUGUACCAGUGGUGUACCAGCGCGCCCAGCAGCCAGCCGGGGAACAGCCCGCGUGCGCGCUCGAGCCCUUGAACUGAGCCGUGGUCGGGUUGACCCCCAGGAGAUUCAGCGAGCGGACCAGAAGCAUAGAGGGAAUGACCGAUGUGGAGACAGACCUCCUCCACUGUCCGUGCAGCCAUUACAGCAGAUACCAGCAUAUAGACCUCCGGUUUGUGCCACUUGUGGUCAGAGGCACCGAGGAGCAGGUUUGGUGAGACAAAACGUGUGUUGUCACUACAGGAGGCUAGUUCACAUGGCCAAUGAUUGCCCAGAGCAUGCCCAGAACCACGAACAGCAGCUGCAGCAGGACCAUGAAGAUAGCAUUUUACGAGACAAAAGCGGGGAUCAUGUUGUGAGAUAUGUCGACAAUGAUGAAGAGCCUAAGAAAGAGAGAUCACCAAGAGUUUGUAGCAACCAUUGGCUGGAGCCAAUAGCCAAACUAAAAACAAAGCAACUAGCACAGCCAAAGAAGAGAAAGUGGGUCCCUUCUCGGAUUCAUAAGAGGCACAAGCGUGGAAGAACAUGCCAACAAGAUGUUCCACCUUUCUCUCCAAUCAUUCAACCCAAUCAGCAGGUACCAGCCGACCCACCUAGAGAUCGUAAAUGCCCUACCUGCGAUAGCAAACCAUCACCCUGA
Molecule: messenger RNA, 867 nt
Organism: Striga asiatica
Lineage: Eukaryota; Viridiplantae; Streptophyta; Magnoliopsida; Lamiales; Orobanchaceae
Source: the annotation of a GenBank genome assembly